AGAGUGGGUAGUGGGUGAGUCAUGAGUAAGUAGUACUAAUAUGUUAGUUAUAUGUAGGUCUAGUUAGGUAGUAUCUAAUAGUAGUAUCUGUAUAUAUACACUGGGGUGUACAGAAACGCAAACAGAGAACAGGCAUGUAUCUAUAAUAGGUAUAUGCUUUUGACUUUUUGUGGAAGGGGCAGCAAAACGUAAAAUUUCAAGUAGGAUAAAUGAAUGAAGAACCAUGCCUUGGGGUAUAAGACAGAACAGAACACCAGGAAGCGCCCUUGCAAUGGUUUCGUUUCUUUUUUUCGCUUGGUAACCCAGCCACUUUUGCUUUCAACAAUCGUAACUCUUUCUCUGCUUCAUGCUCCCCUCUUUCCCCUGUCUUUGCGUCCACGGACUUCUCCUCUCCAGUCAUUAGACGGUGCAACCCAACGGUUACUUUUUCUGCCAAGGACAAUGACGCAAGGAAUGCAUCGCCGGCAGAGAGAACACACACAAAGGAGAUGCUGGGCAGUGUACAGCAUUAUCAAUACAUGUUGGCGCGAACAAGUAUUUAACAACAGGGGAAGAGGGUACAUAUGCAGAGAGAUCAAACAUUAAGGAACGGACUGCACUCUGCGAGUCAGUAGUCGCAGGUGCACAGGUCAUCAGUCAUCAUUAUGCAAUCACAGAUCAUGAACAGAAACAGGGUAAAAAAAGAUAAAACAUAUCCGUCGCAACGUGUAUACUAUAGGAG
Molecule: messenger RNA, 721 nt
Organism: Aspergillus vadensis CBS 113365
Lineage: Eukaryota; Fungi; Ascomycota; Eurotiomycetes; Eurotiales; Aspergillaceae
Exons: 1
Coding region: 214-585 (123 amino acids)
Source: RefSeq, a predicted model, not a curated record